Molecule: messenger RNA, 1257 nt
Organism: Suillus fuscotomentosus
Lineage: Eukaryota; Fungi; Basidiomycota; Agaricomycetes; Boletales; Suillaceae
Exons: 4
Coding region: 1-1257 (418 amino acids)
Source: RefSeq, a predicted model, not a curated record
AUGUAUGCAGAUCAGGAAUUGGAAAGGCGUUACCACAUGCACUUGGCCGCUCGUCUCAGCCCAAGUCUUCCUUCGGUUGCCUUGACUUCUGCUGCUAGUACUAGUAGUGCACAGACCUCAGCCGCACAGAAUUCUGACACACCCAGCCCUACUUCAGCUCCAACCAUUACCACCCCCACCACCCCCACCACCACCCCUGUAGCUACUUCUACCCAACAAACCUCCCUUUCCACUACCCCUACUACGUCCUCUUCUUCAACCACCUCUUCAUUAACCGUAUCUUCAGGCACCCCCUCCUCGAGCACUUCUACUUUGUCUACUUCUUCACCUUUAGCCCCACAAAUUGCGCUGUCCACGACCCCUCCAGCAGCAGCCACUUUGUAUACUACCUCCCAGCUCGCAUCACCAACUCAUAUCGUCAUUAGUACCGGAACCAUCGCAUCCGCAACUCCUUCUUCGACUGCUGGCUCUUCAGGUUCCAUUAACACCACUGCAGUCGUAGGAGGUAUCGCUGGCUGUCUUGUUGGUUUGGCUAUACUGGGAUUCCUCAUCAUGUGGUGCAUCCGCCGCAAACGCCAGUCUGAUGAAGACGAAUGGAGUGCUUCAGCCUUCAAACGUCAGUCUGCCAUUCUUGUGGAUGAUCCCGAACCAUCCUUCAACCCCCGGCCACCGACCAUGAUUGAACGUCACAACGCAUCCCCUGCCAUCAACGCUCAGCACAAUUAUCAAAACUAUUACGGUGGUUAUGGUCAACAAGCUACCUACAGUGAUACCUUACAUCCUCAGAUGGCGAUGCCGCAUGCCCCUCACGGUGAUCAUAGUCACCUCACCAGGCAACCGUCCAGCGCGGCAUACCUAUCUCGUCAACCAUCUGAUGCAGGAUACCCCAUACCUAACGAUCCUCAGGCUCACUAUGUUAAUCUCGAUCGUUCCAGUGUAACUCCAUUCCAGGCUGCCCAAUAUGCCGAUAUAUCCCGUCAGCUGGGCAGUGACCUACAUAUGGUUCCACCUCAGCCAUCAGAAUCUUCAUUGCCUAGCCCCUUUGAUGAUGAAGCAGCGGAAGAAACCUAUCCCACGCAUGAUGCUGCGCUUCGUGCACCGUCACCCGUUCACGUUGGCGAUCCUUUUGCUGCUGCUAGUACGGCGUCUACACCUGAGCCGGUCCCAGCGUCCCGCAGGCGAGACAUCUCUAAUGCCCAGCGGCCCGAUACCGUAUACACCGUGUACGAAGAAGGCGAUGCCUAUGAUGGUAUCUAA